Messenger RNA from Clavispora lusitaniae ATCC 42720, 522 nucleotides. RefSeq lists its product as uncharacterized. The record is from RefSeq and is a predicted model, not a curated record. NCBI's taxonomy places the organism in Eukaryota, Fungi, Ascomycota, Pichiomycetes, Serinales, Metschnikowiaceae.
AUGGGUUUUCGUUACGAAGUGGCCCAGAAUGAAGAAACUUCAGUCAACUUCUCCGUAGAUCCAUACGAAGAUAAAUGCCAUUUGGCCGAAGAACGGCAAAAUUGUCUUUUGGAAAGAUUAAGGGCUAAUUGUUCUUUUAAUACUAGCGCAGGGAAACAUACAUUUAUGCUACAACUUAUACUUCUGAGCAAAGUAAAAUUGUCUGACAAGCACAUUAUGAAUAUCCUUGGCCUAAAAGAAUAUAGCACAAACCAUUGCAGGUUAUACAGCCUGAUUUUGAAUUUGCUUGGGCAUAUUGCUAGUCAACUCAAACUUAUUUCAGUUUCUCUUCAUUCCUUCCCAUUAACGGACUUGCAAGAUUUAUGUUAUCGCGUCGCUGAUUGCUUUGACUCUCUAUUCUACGUGCCAGUCACAAGCAGCCAUGAUGAUCUUAGUUGUGCUUUGUCUUUUACUUGGAAUGAUCGCUUUAAUAGCAUGUGGCCCCUUUUGUAUUUAUUGGCUAGAGAAUAUGAGUACAAGUAG